This is a messenger RNA of Suillus bovinus, 1077 nucleotides long. RefSeq names its product DNA polymerase delta, subunit 4-domain-containing protein. Gene Ontology annotation, biological process: DNA-templated DNA replication; DNA synthesis involved in DNA repair. Gene Ontology annotation, molecular function: DNA-directed DNA polymerase activity. The coding region runs from base 14 to 676 and encodes 220 amino acids. The transcript has 5 exons. Gene Ontology annotation, cellular component: delta DNA polymerase complex. Lineage: Eukaryota; Fungi; Basidiomycota; Agaricomycetes; Boletales; Suillaceae. The record is from RefSeq and is a predicted model, not a curated record.
ACCAAAUCCAACAAUGUCAUCCACGAAGAGAACAAGCUCACGAAAUAAUAGUGCUCCGGCUCUCAAACAAGGCACUUUGGCGUUUGCUGUCAAGCGCACGAACUCACACACUACUACUAAGGCGAAGGGGCUUCCCCUAGCACAACGGUCAUCGCCUUUGAUUGAAAAGCAUGCAGCUGAAGAUGCAACAGACUUGGAGGUAAACAACGAACAGUACAGUGACGCCGUCGUGCUGGAAAUAUCUUCGGAAGAGGAGUAUUCACCAGCUACUGUGAAACUAAGUGGAGCUCCUAAACCCACGAGAGCAUCGAUAUCCGGUUCCGCCAAGAGGCUAAAGGAUGACCGGGACCCUCCUGCUGUCAAACCCGUGAACGAACAGCCAACAUUAGAUGUUUCGGCGAAGGUCUACCGCAAACAUUAUGGGUACGUGCGAGAAAAGAUGGGCCACCUUGAACCGAUUCAUGCCGAAGGACAGAAUAAAAUCCAUCAGAUACUCCGCGUAUUUGACAUGUCCUACGAGUACGGUCCGUGUGUUGGCAUGUCACGUCUUGAGCGUUGGGAGAGAGCCGCUUCGUUCGGUCUCAACCCACCUGAUGAGGUCCAGCAUAUUCUCCUGACUGAAGAAGGAGUCGAAAAAGAUGAAUAUUCCCAAUGUAUUCUCUAUGGAGAAGUGUAGUUGGGACCCUUGUUCCACUUCGAUCCUAGACUUUCCUACCGCGUUAUCUCCGAUGGAGUUUUGGGGGUUUUGUCGGAUUAUCUAUGCGCGCCGCGACAAGCCUGUCACACCGACAAUUUUCACUGCUCUGUCACUCUCGAAGAAGGUUGUUGUGUGUGCUAAAGCACUUGUACUGAUCACUUGUUAUGUUGUCAUUCCUUAUGCCAUCUGGAUGAUUGAUCUCACGGAAGGAUCUCGAACUCGAACAUCAUUUGAUGUCAAGUCCAAUCUCUCAUCAAAUGUGUUGUACUUAUAAAAGGAACGGUCUGGAGCCUGGGCGGUCUUAGCUGCCUAUAAGAAUGAUGUUUCUAUUCGCAGGAUGAUAUGUAAUCCAAAAUCUGAUAAUGAAAUCAGAAAGUUUA